Manis javanica (Malayan pangolin) is the source of this 1368-nucleotide messenger RNA. It is a transcript of the gene NUBP2, whose product is annotated as NUBP iron-sulfur cluster assembly factor 2, cytosolic. Lineage: Eukaryota; Metazoa; Chordata; Mammalia; Pholidota; Manidae. The record is from RefSeq and is a predicted model, not a curated record. Gene Ontology annotation, cellular component: cytosol. Gene Ontology annotation, molecular function: 4 iron, 4 sulfur cluster binding; ATP binding; ATP-dependent FeS chaperone activity. Gene Ontology annotation, biological process: iron-sulfur cluster assembly.
CGUGCGCGCCGAUUGGCUGAGGGCCCAUCAAUAAGGGCCGGGGGCGGGCUUCGCUGCCCAUCGGCGCUGAGCACUUCCCUCAGGAGCGCGGGCGGAGGCCGGCGGGCGCCGCGCGGAGCCGCGGGCGACAUGGAGGCGGCGGCGGAGCCUGGAAACCUGGCGGGCGUGCAGCACAUCAUCCUCGUACUCUCAGGAAAGGGGGGGGUCGGGAAAAGCACCAUCUCCACAGAACUGGCCCUGGCCCUGAGGCACGCAGGCAAGAAGGUGGGGAUCCUCGAUGUGGACCUGUGUGGCCCCAGCAUCCCACGCAUGCUCCGGGCACAGGGCAGGGCCGUGCAUCAGUGUGACAGUGGCUGGGUGCCCGUGUUUGUGGACCAGGAGCAGAGCAUCUCCCUUAUGUCUGUGGGCUUCUUGCUGGAGGAGCCGGACGAGGCCGUGGUGUGGCGAGGCCCCAGAAAGAACGCGCUGAUCAGGCAGUUCGUGUCUGAUGUGGCCUGGGGACAGCUGGACUACCUGGUUGUGGACACGCCCCCGGGCACCUCUGAUGAGCACAUGGCGGCCGUGGACGCCCUGCGCCCCUACAGUCCCCUGGGGGCCCUCGUCGUCACCACACCCCAGGCAGUGUCUGUGGGGGAUGUGCGGCGGGAGCUGACCUUCUGUAGGAAAACAGGCUUGCGGGUGAUUGGGGUCGUGGAGAACAUGAGUGGUUUUGUCUGCCCACACUGCUCAGAGUGCACCAGCAUCUUCUCCAGGGGCGGCGGCGAGGAGCUGGCCAGACACGCCGGAGUCCCCUUCCUAGGCUCUGUGCCCCUGGACCCCCAGCUCACACAGAGCCUGGAGGAGGGCCGGGACUUCAUCCAGGAGUUUCCCCACAGCCCUGCGUUUCCCGCACUCUGCGCCAUAGCCCAAAAGAUCCUGGACGAGACCCCCGCCCUACGGUCCUGACCGGGGCGGCCACGGUGAGGCUCCCACACGCGGCUUGAGCGGAGGCCCUGGGCGUGGGUCCCAUGCUGCCAGCUCCGUGCACAUUCCUCCCGCAGGCCUGGAGUCAGGGCCCUUGAGGGUGAGUGGCUCUGCCAGUAGGCCUGUGGCAGGCAUGUGGCGACAUGGUGGAGGCUUGGUGCAGCGGCCCUUCACCACAUCCUGGCACUCACGUGCCCCAGACGGACAGGCCAGCUGGCUGCUCCUGACAGCCAGCCUCCCAUUGUCCACACACUGGCGGGUCUGCGCACCUGUGGGGUCUCCGCUGUCCGGGCUGCGGCAGCCUGUGGGUGGGCGCGUGACUGGCAGUGGAGUGGAGCACCUCAUGAGGCAUCAAACUUAUAAUGAGAAGAACCUGCAAUUAAAGUGCCUGCUGCCGUGCUUACA